UCAAGUAAGGACAGCGCUCCUCGGAGGAAAGCUCCAGGCGUCCCCCUGAAUAAGGACCAACCAGUCAGGAAGUUUGCCCCAGUUGUGACGAAUCCCCUGCCCCCUGCUGGAGAGGUGGUGAAGUCUUCAGCUGGGACCAAAGAUCACGUCGUCCCCAGCCAAGACAUCCAAGAUAUCAUCAAGAGAUACAACUCACCACCUCCACCGCCAGAACAGCUGCCUCCAGGCAAGAGGAGACCAGAGGGGAAGUUUAAGAAGAAGCAGACCGCCCGUGAUGAAGCUUUGCAGAUCCUAAAACCCCAGAUGGACAACCCUCCUGCUCCACUGCCCAAACGUCCAGCUGCCCCCUCACCCUCUACACCUGCAGUCAAGGAGGUGGGAUUAAAACCCAGCAAGAGUAUGAAGACCAGAGCACCUGAUCGUCCUCUCCCCAAACCUCCACCAGUUUCUCGAGAGCUCCCGAUAGAGACAGAAAGCAUCCAGACGCAACUUCAUCAGAGCACCAACGAAGAGCACUACACGUACACCAACGUUCCCUGGAGACUGUACCUCAGGAAGGAGGUUUUCUAUCCCAAAGACAGCUUCAACAAUCCAGUGGUGCUCGAUCUGAUUUUCAAACAGGUAACUUCGGAGGUGGUUGAAUUAAAGCCGGAUUGGAUCUGA
This is a messenger RNA of Paralichthys olivaceus (Japanese flounder), 663 nucleotides long. The record is from RefSeq and is a predicted model, not a curated record. Lineage: Eukaryota; Metazoa; Chordata; Actinopteri; Pleuronectiformes; Paralichthyidae.